AAGAGAGAAUAGUAUAAGUGUUACAAUUACAUAUAGAUGAGACAAUUAGAUUCCCUCAUCAUAAUAUUAUUAAGAGAAGAAUUAUUAUAUACUAAUUAAUAUAUAUAAUAUGGGUAGCAAUAAUAAUAAUAAUCAUAUUAAGGAUCAUGAUGAUCAUGAUGAUGAUGUUCUUCCAGGGUUUAGAUUUCAUCCAACAGAUGAAGAACUAGUUGGAUUUUAUCUUAAGAGAAAGGUUAAUAAUAAACCAAUCACCAUUGAUCUCAUCAAAUCCAUUGAUAUCUACAAAUAUGAUCCUUGGGAUCUUCCAAAAGGAUCAUCAUCAGGUGGAGAUAAAGAGUGGUAUUUUUUUUGUAAAAGAGGUAGAAAAUACAAGAAUAGUGUAAGACCAAAUCGAGUAACUGGAUCUGGAUUUUGGAAAGCAACUGGAAUAGAUAAGCCAAUUGUACGUAAUAAUAAUCAUAUUGGUCUUAAAAAAACUUUGGUUUACUAUCGAGGAAGUGCUGGUAAAGGUACCAAAACUGAUUGGAUGAUGCAUGAGUUUCGUCUUCCUCAUAAUUCUAACAACAACACUACUACUACUACUGAUCCCCAAUUAUUAGAAGCUGAAAUAUGGACUUUAUGUAGGAUAUUCAAGAGAAAUGUGUCUUAUAGAAAGUACACAUCGGAUUGGAGAGAAUUAUCAAGUAAAGUACGUACCACUACUCAUCAACAGCCAUUAAUGGAUUCUAAAAACAACAAUGCCAUGAUGAUCAAUAAUAAUAAUUACACAAUUGAUUUCAGUUCUUCAGUGAUUUAUGAUUAUGAUCAUAAUAAUUAUAAUGAGGAGAUGAAGCCUGUUAUAAAUAAUAAUAAUAAUCACAUUCAUCAUAUCAAGAUGAAUAACAAUAAUAAUAAAAAUAUUAAUCAUCAUCAUCAAGAUCAAGAUACUCAAGAUCAACAUCAUGAGUUGCAUGUAACUUCUUAUGAUGAUCAUAAUAUGGAUUCCUUGAUCUCAUCAAGCCUAUUUUCAUCAUACCAAGAUGAUCAACAUGAAUUCAACGAUCAGAUUUUCACACGUGCUGACUGGGAUGAGCUUAGAUCUAUUGUUGGAUUUACAGAUUUUAUUUUGUAAAUUUAUUAGUAAUUUGUUACUACUUUUAUAUUAUUAGUUACUAGUAAUAAUUAAGUGUGUGGUGUGGGGACUAGUGUAGCGUAGUGUACUGAUUUUUUGCCACCCCCUUAAUUAAUUAAUUAAUUUUCUUAUUCUUACA
This is a messenger RNA of Cannabis sativa, 1250 nucleotides long. RefSeq names its product transcription factor JUNGBRUNNEN 1. Gene Ontology annotation, molecular function: DNA binding. The coding region runs from base 110 to 1111 and encodes 333 amino acids. Lineage: Eukaryota; Viridiplantae; Streptophyta; Magnoliopsida; Rosales; Cannabaceae. The transcript is spliced from 3 exons. Gene Ontology annotation, biological process: regulation of DNA-templated transcription. The record is from RefSeq and is a predicted model, not a curated record.